This is a messenger RNA of Cladophialophora psammophila CBS 110553, 1602 nucleotides long. RefSeq lists its product as uncharacterized. Gene Ontology annotation, cellular component: membrane. The transcript has 8 exons. Gene Ontology annotation, biological process: carbohydrate transport; transmembrane transport. Bases 1 to 1602 code for a protein of 533 amino acids. Gene Ontology annotation, molecular function: carbohydrate:proton symporter activity. The record is from RefSeq and is a predicted model, not a curated record. Lineage: Eukaryota; Fungi; Ascomycota; Eurotiomycetes; Chaetothyriales; Herpotrichiellaceae.
AUGGUCGGUAUAGCAGCCAUGCAGCAUAUGCACAAAUCUGAACGAGAGGUCGCCGUUGCUGAGGCACCCGCGCUUCGACGUGUCAUUUGGUACAAGGACCCCGGUUUGAGGAAGCUCUAUGGCAUGGCAAUCGCGCUGUUCUUCGCUUCGGCGACGACAGGAUAUGACGGGUCCAUGCUGAACGGUCUCCAAAUCCUCGACGUGUGGCAAGACUACUUCCACCAUCCCACAGGAUCGAUCCUCGGUCUCUUCGGGUCGAUUUACAGCAUUGGCAGUCUCGCAGGGCUACCAUUUGCACCAUACUUGUGUGAUAUCUGGGGCCGGCGCAUUGCUAUUAUAGCAGGGUGUGUUUUCCUCUUUGCUGGUGUCGCUAUCCAAAGCGCCUCUCAAAAUUUCUCCAUGUUCAUUGCUGGCCGUUUCUUCGUCGGAUUUGGGAACAGCAUGUGUUCCAAUUCGGCCCCUCUCCUCCUGACCGAGCUGUGCCAUCCGCAACAUCGCGGAAGGGUGACGACCGUCUACAACCAGCUUUGGGAUAUCGGAUCCAUUGCAGCCACGUGGAUUACCUUUGGUACAUUUACCAUGAAGAAUAACUGGUCGUGGCGUAUCCCUUCAAUCCUCCAGGCUUUCCCGACAUUCAUACUGUUCUGCUUCAUCUGGGUGAUCCCAGAGUCACCCCGAUGGUUGAUAUCCAAAGAUCGCCAUGCCGAGGCUCUGACAACUCUCGCAAAGUAUCAUGCGAAUGGGAACGAAAUGGAUCUCACCGUUCAGUUUGAGUACCGCGAAAUCAGGGAAACCCUCCGCCUCGAAUUUGAGUCAAAGAAGUCUAGCAGCUUCUUGGAUUUCCUCAGGACGAAGGGCAACCGAUACCGAAUGUUACUCGUCAUUGCUCUUGGUCUCUUCUCCCAAUGGAGUGGCAAUGGCUUGACCAGCUACUACUUUGCCCUCGUGAUGAAGAGUAUUGGUGUGACAGACAAGCACGAACAAUUCGAGAUCAAUGGCUCCAAGACUAUCCUUUCGCUCAUUGUCGGAUUGAUUGCCGCGGCAGUUGUCGAUCGAUUCGGCCGGCGACCACUAUUCUUGACCGCGACCUUUGGCAUGUUCGUCUCCUUCGUCCUUUGGACGGCGUGCUCUGCUCUGUACGACCUCGACGGCAACCUUGCAGCGGGAAAGACAGUCAUCUUCUUCAUCUUCCUUCAUGGUGUCUUCUACAACAUAGCUUGGUCCGGUCUGCUCGUGGGGUAUACAGUGGAGAUAAUGCCGUACAAAUUGCGUGCAAAGGGUCUUAUGCUCAUGAAUUUUUUCGUCCAAGCUGCUCUUGUGUUCAAUCAGUAUAUCAACCCCAUCGGCCUGGGACAUCUAGAACCUCGCUGGAGAUUCUACUCGAUCUAUUGCGGCUGGCUCCUUUUCGAAGUUAUCUUCGUGGCUUUCUUCUUCGUCGAAACGCGCGGCGUCACGCUUGAAGAGGUUGCCAAGAUCUUCGACGGCGAGGACGCAGAGGUUGCACACGUCGACCUGGACGUCGUGGAGGAGAAGGUGCAACACGUGCAGCAGGUCGAGGAGGUGGGGGUCACAACACUCCCCCAGCAUGCUGACAAGGUCUGA